GCCCCUUUUAUGCCUUAGAUGCACACAGUGGAUUGUGUCGAGCAGCUGUUGUAUCACACACUCCUCUGUAUCAUCAGAUAUACAAGUAUAGCCGUAACAUCAAUAAUACCGUGACAACUGACACUUGUAUACACAGUCAGGGGCUCGAGUUACACACUACAGUUAGUAGUGUGUUCUCGUUUCAGGCAAGUGUGCUUACCGAGGCGAGGCAGUCUCUUGUCUACAGCCAUGUCAUCUUAUUAUUGUGUUUCUGAGUAUUUCUGGAAUGGGAGUGAAUGUGUUCCAUGUGAGCAAGUAUAUCCAAUUACAGCGGGUUAUGAAUUUAAUCGACAUUGUGGACGACAAGAUGAUGGAGGACACAUUUCGACAGCAUACAAAACCUGCGACAACGGAAAAUUUAACAACGGGUCAUUUUUAAACUGCCGUUUGUGUUCCACAUGCACAAAUGGGAAAUUACUUUCGCCGUGUACAAAUACCUCUGAUGCCCGCUGUUGUGAAGACGGACAAUGGGAAUGCAGAGAACUCACUACAGAGAGAAGAACAGCGAGUACGGAGUCCAUCACAUCGGCAGUUACAAUGGAUCAUACAACCGUAUACAAGACAGUUAAAGCACAUAUCGACACUCCGAGCAUAUCCGAUUCUACUACUUGGAUUUGUUUAGGGGCAGUGUUUUUCAUCAUAAUUUGUGUUAUUAUCUAUAUGCUGUACAUUAUUAAGAAGAGGAAACAUCCUGGCUUCAGAGAGAAAAAAUGGAUCAUUGGAAGAAGCUUGAAAAAUAAUGUUAUCCUGGAAGAUGGCAAUAGAUGUAUAACAUAUACAUCCAGACAAGACAAUGUUGAGUUCAACAUGGCUAUAAAUGACCUACUGUCCCCUGAUAUCCAGGCUGCUUCUCUUCAAACAAUGCUGAACGAUCUGGACGUGGUGGAUGAGCUUGUCUUCCUGCUGGACCCAGACACCCCUGGAGUGAAGAGCACUCGUCACCUUGCUGCAAACUGCUCCAUCCCCUUCAUCUGGAUCAACUAUGCCUAUUCAAUGAAGGACAGUAAGAGUCCUCUUAUUGCGCUGUUGGAACGAGUAAUUGCCAACCACCCCCACUGGAACGUGGGGCACUUUGCUGGCCUGCUAAGCCACAUUGGGCGCAAUGACGCAGUGCUCGUGCUCAGGAAGCUUACUUUAAGUACCAUGGUAGUUUAGGUUUAAUUUGUCGUCAUAUGGGACCUAAUGUGCUCUAGUGUAAAUUUGGAGUAGUAUUUACAUUGAGUGGUCAUACUUUAUGGCUGAGUUUUUCCAUUAAAGUUUAAGUGUAGUUUACUAAUUGAGUAAUACAAUAACCAAAAUAUAAAUCUUAAAAUAUUUAGACCUUUUGUAGAUGCCCAUUCUUAGCUUUGUUGAAGUCAUGUCUAUCAUAUGCCUUUUUUUCUGUAGAUUUGAUUGACAAUCUCAAUAUUUUAUUUGUUCUAUUAACAGGUACUAACAUUAUUCUGUUUCUAUUUUGUUCUAUUGGACUAAUCAGUGUUCUUGGGAUAAAAAGCAAAAUCUUUAAUAUAUAUAUAUAUAUAUAUAUAUAUGUGUGUGUAAAUCUGGGUUUUCCAAAUAUACACUGGAGAUCAAAAUUAGAGAACAACUUAUGAACACGCAAUUUUUUCAGAAAUAAUGUAAUUUUUAUUGACCAACAUUUGAAGAAUUUUUUGUUAGGGGUAUACCAUGCCACAAGAACAGUGUUUUACAAAAUAACCAAGAUAUUUCAACAUAAAACCUUUAUUCUGCAGAAAACACAAUAAACAAAAUUAGAGAACAGCAAUGACUAUCACAGAGGAAGGUUACAACAGUCACCAAUCAGUAGGAAGUGUAAAGGCCGUUGCUUGGAAUGACUUCAGCACAUCUGUGGCCACAGGACAUCAAGCCUCUCACACUCUGGUGUGAUUUUGGUCCACUCUUCUUGCAGUCUCUUCCACAAUUCAGUGACUGUUGUGGGUUUCUUGGCCAUACCUUUGUCACCAAGGACUUCCAGAGGUUUUCUAUUGGCUUUAAAUCAGGACUUGGAGCUGUUUCAAUGUUUUCAGUUUCAAGGAAGUGCUUUACCCAUUUUGCUGUGUGACAGAGGGCCACUGCUGUGUCACUUUGGAACAGCCCCCCAUCUUGCAAAGUCAGUGAAAACUGGAAAGUUAGGCUGCCAGUUAAAUAGGGUUUGUUAGAUAAUUAAGGAAAUUAGCACCAGGUGCCAGAUUAACACCAAUAACUUGCAGGUAUCUGUGUUCUCUAAAUUUGAUCCAGUGUUUUCAGUUCUCUCAUUUAAGUUUUUUUAUACUGUGCUUUUAGAAUAUAUACAACUCAUGAAAUAAGCUUAAAAUACUGCUCUUUUAUUCCUGUUAGGAUAAAUUCGCAUAGGACAACCUUGACAUAUAGGAAAUUGUGGUGUUCUCCAAUUUUGAUCAAUUUUGAUCUGAUCAGUGUAGAUUAGAUUCCCUUGAACUAGACAUUUUUCCCCCAACAAUACUUCCAAAUGAUCUACAUAACUUUCAUAUUUAUCAAUAAAAUUUGUAAGCAAAAUGAAAA
Molecule: messenger RNA, 2556 nt
Organism: Electrophorus electricus (electric eel)
Lineage: Eukaryota; Metazoa; Chordata; Actinopteri; Gymnotiformes; Gymnotidae
Gene: igflr1
Product: IGF-like family receptor 1
Cellular component (GO): plasma membrane
Molecular function (GO): protein binding
Source: RefSeq, a predicted model, not a curated record